UACGGUAGAGCAAACAAACAAAUUCAAAACACGCGCCUGUGACUUGACCCACAAUCCUUAGCUAGCCAAACAAAGAUGGCGUCUAAGUUGCAAAUCGGCGAUCUUGUGUGGGCUAAGAUGAAGAGCUUUCCUGCAUGGCCGGGAAAGAUUAUAGAGGCAAAGCCAGAGAUAAAAAAGCCUAAAAAAGAUAAGCUCCACCAUUGCAUUUACUUCUUUGGUUCUGAAAACUAUGCCUGGUUGCCACAUGAACAAGUGCAUGCCUACAUCGGGAACAAAGAAAAGUUUUUGCUGCGAUCACGUGUGCCAAAAGGCUUUAAGGAAGCUAUUGAUGCAAUAGAGGAUGCUAUAAAGGAAAUGCCAGAAGAGGACCGCCUUAAAGCUGAAGACCUUCCCUCCAUUGAUGAAGAGCUGGCCCAGAUUUUCUCAGACUCCGCCUCUGCAGAUGAACAAUCCAUAAAGUUAAACAACAGUAUAGACAGCCCACCAUCAGAUAAAACAGAUAAACCAAAGAAGAAAAAACGACCUAGAGAAAGUGCAGGCAAUGGAGACGAGGGAAAUGAAGUAUCACCAAAAAAGACACCAAAAGUAAAUAAAAAUAAAGCAACAUCUGCAGGCGACUCCACCGGUAAAAAGAAGAUCAAACCAGUCAAAUCAUUAACACCAUCAGAAAAGAUUUUAAAGCGUGCAAAAAAGACAGUAGGUUCCUCCCCAUCAUCUAACAUCUUCUCUGCUCUAUCACCAAAGAAAUCCUUCUCCCCAAAGAUCAAAGACAGAAAAAUACCAGAGCUCAAGGUAGAAAGUGACCUUGGCUAUGACCCUAAUUUAGGAGCACCAGGUCAACCUCUGUCUACAGCCUCAGGGACACAAUUGGAGGACGAAGAGAUCUCAAAGAACGCAGUUAAAUCUGUAAUCCCUACUCCAAUGCGGAUAGGAUUUCUCGGGCUGGGCAUUAUGGGACAGGGUAUGGUGAUGAACUUGUUGAGAUCAGGGCAUGAGGUCACUGUGUGGAACAGAACAGCACAAAAGUGCCGAGACUUUGUAAAAGCAGGUGCUUUAAAGGGUAGUUCCCCGUGUGAGGUUGUUCAACAGUGUGAUAUCACAUUUUGUUGUGUUGCAGACACUACUGCUGUAAAAGAUAUAGUGUUUGGUAGUCAGGGAGUAUUGCGGGGUAUAGCCUCAGGUAAAUGUUUUGUAGAAAUGUCAACGAUAGACGAGGAAACUGUACAGGAUGUGGCAGAGGCAAUACAGGCACGAGGGGGUGUGUAUUUGGAAGCACCAGUUGUUGGCAGCAGGGUACCAGCUCUAGAAGGGCAGCUCACUAUACUGGCAUCCGGCGAUAGGAAACUAUUUGAUGACUGUUUCUCAUGUUUUGAGGCCAUAGGCAAAAAAUCAUUAUACUUGGGAUCUGAUCCUGGGGCAGCUACCAGAAUGAAGCUGAUUAUAAACAUGGUGAUGGGUUCUGUUGUAGCCAGUUUAUCUGAAGGUAUGGCCAUGGCUGAAAAGGUUGGCCUUGACCUUGAAGAUGUGGCAGAGGUCCUAAGUCUCGGCUCAUUAUGUUGUCCAACCAUAGUACAUAAAAGUCAAGCAAUAUUAAACCAGAAAUAUGACCCACAUUUUCCAUUACAACAUCAGCAGAAAGAUCUCAGAUUAGCGUUACAGUUAGGAGACAAAGUCGAGCAACCACUAUAUAUUGCUGCAGCAGCCAACGAGUUAUAUAAGAAGGCAAGACGGUUAGGAUAUGGAGAGAGUGACAUUUCAGCCGUGUUCAGGGCAGCUAGUAACUGAGUAGUGACAAUAUACUGUUUAUGGUGAAAAUAACUUUACAAGUUUUAAAAUAGUUGGAAAGUGUCUGUAGAUGGUUUUAAAAUGAGUUGCAGAACGAACGUACAGACUCCAGUAUGAGAUCGGAUAAAGAAAAGGUUUAAAUCAGGGUUCAUAUAAAAACAAAAAACGAAAUAAAACUGCUAGUACGAAGAAGGCCAAUGGGUGACAUCUACGGCUGGCCAGUUGUGGUUUUUCUGUACUUGACAGAUUUGUUUCACUGUUGAAUAGUGGAAUAAAAACUUGUAUUCAACUGUGGCAUGUAUGAUUUUGGUCUCAAACGAUCUUCUAAUGUAGGAAGUCAUCUUGAAAGCUCAUAGAGAUGUACAGAUGAAGUAUUUGCAGUAAUUUAGGAGUACCUUGCAUGUUGAACAAAUUCUUGUGACUGGAACUUUUUGAAGUCUAGCAUUUAUACAUUUAAUCACACAUUAUGAGUGAUGUGGGAUUUUGAAUGCAAUACAUCUCUUGUUAAUUAAUCUCUGUGGUCAUUAUUAUUGUAUGGAAAACACAAUGGUUUAAUGAACAAUUGUAUGAAUAAUGUUGCCAACAUUUUUUGUUCUGAGGAAUACUUGCUUAUUGUUUAAGAAUAUAGAACAAAAAGAAAAUUAUGGCCACAAUUAUAUAAAAAAAUUUGAAGCAUGUUUGCCUUUUAUGAAGAAUAUUAAGGAAUGAAAUUCAGUGAAAUUUUAUUUUAGAUUAAGAAAUUUUAAGUUUAUAUUUGUUAAGCAUUAAAAUACAGAAUUGUUUAGACUAUUUUUAGUAGGAUACAAGUCCUUUAUUUUAGUGAUAAAUCUUAAUGUCAAAAAAAACGCUCUAUAAAAAAACUUUUGUACUUAAAGACGUUUUUUGUAUUUAAAGUUACCAUUUGUAAUGUAUGUGAAAGACCCCUAGUGAUAUUUAAUGAGAUAUGAUAUGAGUCUCUGUAAAGCAUACGACUGGUGUGUAUACAAACCUUGAAAAACCAUUGACACAUAUGUAUGUUCCCUCAUUUUUAAUGUUUCAAUGUGCACUAAAAUCUAUUACUUACAAAGGUAAAGUUGAUGGUGCAACAUAAACCCC
Molecule: messenger RNA, 2880 nt
Organism: Ruditapes philippinarum (Manila clam)
Lineage: Eukaryota; Metazoa; Mollusca; Bivalvia; Venerida; Veneridae
Exons: 15
Coding region: 76-1785 (569 amino acids)
Molecular function (GO): NAD binding; oxidoreductase activity, acting on the CH-OH group of donors, NAD or NADP as acceptor; NADP binding
Source: RefSeq, a predicted model, not a curated record